Aspergillus uvarum CBS 121591 is the source of this 1122-nucleotide messenger RNA. RefSeq lists its product as uncharacterized. The record is from RefSeq and is a predicted model, not a curated record. Bases 165 to 743 code for a protein of 192 amino acids. The transcript is spliced from 2 exons. Lineage: Eukaryota; Fungi; Ascomycota; Eurotiomycetes; Eurotiales; Aspergillaceae.
CAGAAGAGCUGCUCUACCUCGUUCGUCAUCUUCCCAGCAGAUCCAUCUUUCCCAAUUGCUCCCAUAAAGUUAGUAUAUAUACUAUUCUGAUCAACAUCGCAUUGCUCGACCGAACGAUCCACUAUCGACCUUGCAAGCGGCAAUCGAGACCUCACAUCAGCAUCAUGUCUCUCAAGCGCAAAGCCUCAUUUCCAAGCCUCGAAUCACAAAAUGCCCCCUCAAUGUUGACAGGCGGGUUCUGGAAAGGGGAGGAACCCCCCCAACAUCUGAAUAGCCGGACACGAAAGCGAUUCAGGAACGACCGUCCAGAAGAGAAAGUUGUAUAUGAGAACACACUUCGGUGGCUUUUUACAGCCCAACAGCAACAAACAUCCGCUCCCCUUGCAGAUGAGCAAGAACAAAUGGAUCACGAACCCACACUAUCACCUGAGACGGUCGACCCGCGCCAGCAGACGUUACUCAAAUUCUUCCGUCCUUGCCAACCAUCCUCCAAUAAAUCGCACCCGUACAGCCUCAUGCCGAAGACCAGCGAUACUCCAUUCUUCGGCGCGACACCUGUGCACUUUCACAGUAUGCCAAUCGCGGUCCCGGGACAUUCAAUGGAUAGCGAUACAUUCAGCCCUGCUUCUCAGACCACGGAUACCGAUAUGGAUGUGGAAAUGGAGUCGGCUAGUGAUGAGUCGAACUGCUCGUCCAGAGCACCAGUUGGCGGACUCGCCUGGAUGGGACACCCUAGGUUCUGAACGCCAAACGAAGAACCUGAUCUCAUCUAUGUCGCAAGCGACAAUAUAUUCUCCAUUAGCGAUGAUACCAAACCUAACACUUUGUCACACUGGGGUUCUCUUACCGGCUGUUGCUGGUCACGUCGGUUCUAUUCAGAGCCCAAGCUGAUGCGUUUUGUCUUGAACAACAACUGCAUGACGUCACUCUUUUGUAUAUCUACAGCUUCAACUUGAGAAGCUAUCUUCCUUUGCUCUGAAACAAGCUUGGACGUCUCUGGCCUUGUUAGCAUUACUGAUGUGGCUUGGAAGGCUGAGACGGCCGAAGGCUUCGGGCACAGCCUAUAUGAGAAUUAGAUCUACAUAAUACUAUUUAGCAUUGAAGCGCAAAGCUUCAGCGGGG